Momordica charantia (bitter melon) is the source of this 1114-nucleotide messenger RNA. RefSeq names its product ribonucleoside-diphosphate reductase subunit beta. The record is from RefSeq and is a predicted model, not a curated record. NCBI's taxonomy places the organism in Eukaryota, Viridiplantae, Streptophyta, Magnoliopsida, Cucurbitales, Cucurbitaceae.
AUUAAUUGGAUUUAUGGAGAAUGCGAAACAGGAAAUCGCAAUCAGAGCAGCUUAAUCUGAAGAGGGGCGAGAAAAAAUGUCGAAUCCAGCGGAAGAAACCCAAGGAGAGCAGCCUAAGCCAUCUGAUCUGAACCCUAGCGACCAAAGCGAUCACUCCCAAGAAUGGGAAACCAUGGCGCGCGCUUGGCUUUGCUCCUUCCCCGAGGCCAGAGCUGGCUCCAUGGAAGAGGUUGAAGCUUGGAUUGACUCCAACCAUGCCUCUUUACCUGGAAACCUCAAAUCAAUGCCCCGCUCCGACCUUUGCCAGAGGCUGAUUUCCAUCCAAAAUUUAAUGCGACUUUCCAAUCAGGGAAAGGAAGAGAUUCAGGGUGACCAGGGUGAUCAGGGCGAUCUUCCACAUGCUCGAUUUCAACGCACCGACCAGUGGAUACCAGUUUAUUCUUGGCUAGAGUCUCUACAACAUGAAGAGGUUGUCAAGUCAAAGGACAUAUCUGAUUGGUUAACUGAAAAUCCCUCCAUCAGAGAUCAGUUGUGUUCAAGACAUUCUCGCUAUCAUUUAAUGCACUACAUCAAAAAGUGUCACUUGAAGAUACUGAAAAGAAAGGAAAAGAAAAAGGGUUCUCAGAUGCCUGACAAAUCUCCUCUAAAAGUUCACAAGGAUGUUCUGAUGAAACCAGCAUUGCCUCCGCGUGAUUCAUUUAGCGAUCUACCGAAAGACAGCGAUGUAUAUUUGGCAAAACGAAAGGAAGCCUUCCGAAAAUAUGAAAUUUUAGUGGAGUUGGAGAAGUUGCUUGCCCCCAACUUUUCCAAGUCUCAAGGAGUCAAAUAAUUGAGGAAACUUUGGAGACUACCUUCACUCUGGGAUAUGAGACAGUCUUUGCCAGGUUUUUACCUUAUUCACUGAUGAAUCUUGCCCCAUUGCCCUGCUUUCCCACUCUGUAUAGAGUAGUAGAUCUGACAAAACCAUUAGAAAUUUAAUUUACUGAAUAUUCCCAUACCUUAUAAUUUAAUUUACAUAUCUCUAAUCAUCAUCGUGGCAUCGCGACAAAGCAACUUGAAUAGAGUUAGUUAAGGUAUAUAUUUUCGACCAAAAGAUUAGAUGUUCGAAUCCUCA